Molecule: messenger RNA, 468 nt
Organism: Juglans regia (Persian walnut)
Lineage: Eukaryota; Viridiplantae; Streptophyta; Magnoliopsida; Fagales; Juglandaceae
Source: the annotation of a RefSeq genome assembly
AUGUCACGUCGAGGUACUGCAGAAGAAAAAACUGCAAAAUCCGAUCCAAUUUAUCGGAAUCGAUUAGUUAACAUGUUGGUUAACCGUAUUCUGAAACACGGAAAAAAAUCAUUGGCUUAUCAAAUUAUAUAUCGAGCUAUGAAAAAGAUUCAACAAAAGACAGAAACGAAUCCACUAUCUGUUUUACGUCAAGCAAUACGUGGAGUAACUCCCGACAUAGCAGUAAAAGCAAGACGUGUAGGCGGAUCGACUCAUCAAGUUCCCAUUGAAAUAGGAUCCGCACAAGGAAAAGCACUUGCCAUUCGUUGGUUAUUAGGGGCAUCCCGAAAACGCCCGGGUCGAAAUAUGACUUUCAAGUUAAAUUCCGAAUUAGUGGAUGCUGCCAAAGGGAGUGGCGAUGCCAUACGUAAAAAGGAAGAGACUCAUAGAAUGGCAGAGGCAAAUAGAGCUUUUGCACAUUUUCGUUAA